UCUAUGGUGAAAAGGUUGGCGCGGAGCUGUGGAAGUAUGCUACAAGAAAUGUUUAAAUCGUUUUCUACAAGAACAUUGGGAAUAAUUAACUGUAAAUGUCAUUAUAAGUUACCAGCGCAUUAGCACGGCUGUCAGAUCCUGAAGUGUGCGGCUCAUCUUACAGAUUUAUAUCUACCUGCUGUCGUCAGCUCACCACCAGAGAUACAGCAGAUUAACAUGGAUUUAAUGGAUGAACUUUAUGGAGAUCUUGAUGACAAGCCUUUUGGUACUCUGCAUCUCAUUGAAGACUCGGUGGAUAUAUACUCUGGCCUGGAAAACAGCCCUAAGAUUGAUGGGAACAGAUUUAAAGUCAACCCUCUCCUUUCCCCACACACAAUGGAAUCAAUGGAUAUAUAUGAGGACAUUUUCAGGGAAGAACAAGAAGAAAAGGAUGCAACUUAUAAUGAGUUAAAGCACAAAUUUGAUGGAGCUCAAAAGCAAGUUAAGGAACUGUUCUCACAGUUACAGCUACUGCAGACAAAGAAUUCCAGUUUGAACAGUGAAAACAUACUCCUGAAGAAGAACAUUUGUUCUCUCAUCAAGACGGCUAGAAUGGAGAUUGUGCGUAAGGAUGGGGAAAUUAGCAGACUCAGUAACAGGUCUGGUCAAGGAAUUUAUGGUCAAAAUGUUUGUCGAUCUCAAAUGGAAAUUGGUCCGACAAACACAAGGCCUAGUUUGAACAAUUCUACAUGUUCUGUUUUGAUAUCACAAGGUACUAGAAAAGAUAAUGUUCUGAAUGAAGUAAAUCAGCACAAAGGUAGAAACCAGCUGUCGGAUUACUGCACAUAUCCACCAACAACAUCAACUAAAACACCACAACCAUUUGAGGUGCUCCAGAGAUGCCCUAGAACUGAUCUUGACAAUCCUCUGCAGUGUCAGAAUAAAUCUGCUGCUAAAUCUAACAGUAAGACUAUUCACUGUUCUCAGACCCUCACUGUUCAACCAGAGCAGGAGUACAUACCUGUUCAUCCUAACAGAACAUUAGAGAUUGUAAAAAAUCCUACCACAUUUACAGUGGCAGGUGUUUCAAAUGCUCUCAAAACGAAUGACUCUGCACUGAGAGUUCCCGAUAGAACUACUGAUUGUAGUUUGAAAGACAAUAAGAACAGUCCAUCAGAACUAGAAGACAAGUUAGAAAAACCUCAAAAAUGCACAAGCCGAGACAAACAGUGUAACUCGAACGAUGCGAAUGAGUCACAAAAGUCUCAAAGAAGAGAGAACAGCAAGUCAGGAAGAACUGAAAAGGAUCUCAUAAAAGAUAGUUCUGUGUCCAAUGAAAACAGGAAUCAGCAGCCUGAGGUUCCAGUUAAUCUUAAAAGUUCAGAACAGUUGAAAAGCCCUUCCUCGCGGUCACACAAAGCCUCACCAUCUGUCUCUUCCCAGUCAUCCAAAAGUUUAGUUAAGACCGCUGCAGAAGUAGAGACACAGAGUCAAAGGCAAUUGAAUAAUCAAAAUGCAGACAGAAUUAGCAGAGAAACAAAACCCUCUGGAUUGAGCACCACAACUUGUACUGUGGUGGAUGAAGCAAGCCAUUCCCAAAGCCACAAAGGGAAGAAAAGAGAUUCAAGUGGCCAUGAAAGGAACAAGGAGAAAAGUUUCAGUGCAGAAAGGAGGAGCAGCAGAACUGAAAGAAGCAGAAACCAUGAGCAGAAGAGGCAGAAGGAGAGUGACAGGAGUAAAAGAAAUGAGGGUAACAACAGCAGUAGUAGUAGCAAAGAAAGAAGCAACAGAUCAGACAGUAGCAAAGAGUAUGAGCGAAGGAGUGUGCGGGAAAAGGAUAAUAAAGAUGAAGAUAAAAGAUCUAAGAAACAAGUUGAUGCUUGUGGGCAAGCUUUUUCUUCUGCCAUAUGUGAUUUUCAACACAAGGAUGUUUAUAAGGAGAAAUCAUCGAAAAGCAAAGGGUCUCACAUCUAUGAUAACAAAACUAGAAAGAUGGAGGAUUUCAAAUGCCCUGACAAAAAUGGAAAUUCUGAUGAGAAUUGUUUUGGAGCCAAGGGUAUAGACAAGGACAGGAAAAGAAAAAAAGGUGGACAUUUGGAGCAUAGGGUACAUAAGCACAAAGCAUCAAAAAAUUAUCUUACCAAAGAUAAUAGAAAUAGCUCUCCUAAAGGGCACAAUGUUGUUGGAAAAGGUCAAGAUAGUAAGAGCGAGCAAGACAGACACCUUGAAACUGCGUCACCAUCAAUGGUAGCUGUCGGCAGUGAUCCCUGCAAAACAACUGAGGAUAAUAGUCCAAACAGAAAACUGAGUUUCAUGGAAACACUGAAUCUUACCCUAUCACCUCUUAAAAAACAAAAGCAGUCCUCUGAUCCAAGAGAAGCCAUUGGAGUAACAUCUAAAGAUGCCUCACCUGAAAAUAGCAACUUAUCUGAUCCUGGGGAGGAGUUCUUUGUCAUAGAUGAAUUAAAGGACAGCCAGGACAAUGUUGAGCAAGAGGAUGUGGACCCUCUGCCCACAGCUCCAAGUAAAACAGAAGACUUUACCAGUUCUUGCAAACAUUCUGGACAAGUUGUUGAUCUUUUCACCGCUGUAGUCUCCGAGAAGCCCUCAGUUGAACAAACAGAUAUGGAUGUACAAGAAGAGAAUGCCAACAAAAGUCAAGAGGCUGUGGACAAAGUGCCAGUGAUUGAUAAAAGCAAAGAGGAGAAAAAGACCAAGAUUUCAGAAUCCAAUAUGUUAGACAAAGAUUCAUUAUCAAAAUUAACCCUUACAAGAGAAUCUCCAAAUCAUGUAUGUAAUAACGGCACUGAAGACUCCCUGAGAUUUGUAAAUAAUUCUGUGUUCUCUAAAAAUUUGCCUAUUAAAACGUCAGAAGUGGCAGUUCCAGAUAAUAUUCCUGAUUCAAGAGUUGAAGGUUAUCAGCAGCAAGAUCCUUUUACCAAUGUAUCUGAGGAAACAAAAAGGAGUCCUCCGAUCAAGUCUCAGGAUUUACCACCAAGAUCAAAUGGGAUAUGUCAAGAUGAUGUGUCAUCCUCAGACAAGGCACAAAGUAUUCCUAAAAUUAAUUCUUCUAGGAUUUCUGAUAGUUCUGUCAACAUGGAAGUUUCCUCUAGCACAAUUAGUGCAGAUAUUGUUGAGCCAAGCAAAAUUAUUUGUGAUUUUGAAGAAGUGUAUACUUCCACCACUGUUGGAGAGAAGACCAUGUCAUCUUCACAACCUGGUUUCCCAGAGCCAGAUUCCACAGAGAAAGAGGAACAGAGCACAAAGUCAUCAAACCCUGUUUUGUUUUGCCCUGAUGAAGACUCCAUGAUGCUUACUCUUAAGAACAUCAAAGUUAUUCCAGAGCCCCUCAGCCCUCUUACAAGCCCAGUCCGUCAGGUGAAGAAACUACAGCCUCACAGUGCUGAGAAGCAACCACAUGUUAAAAGUCUUAACAAAGAUCUCUCAUCUGUAACAACUGGCUGUAAUGAGGAUGAUGUAAAUGUGGACAUGAACAAGGAGAAUAAAUCACCUGACACAUCUGUCACAGCUCCCUCCUACAAAGGGACAAAAUAUGCCCUCUCCGCUAGUGGAACUGAGAAAGAUGAGCUAGAGGACGGUGAAAUAGUGAGUGAAAGUGAAGAAGAGGGUCCUCUGUUUAUCCAGACUCCUCCAAGAGUAAAGGACAAAUCAACUUUAAGGACUGAUCCAAGUCCAAAGCUAUCUGCAGUUGGGAAAAGAGUGUUCCCAAAGAAAUCUUGCAUCCCUGCUAAAUAUUCAGAGCGAAGCAAGAGUUCAAAGUCAUCUGCUUCUAAUGUCAGUCCCAGCUUAAGUAAAAGACGCUUUAAAACUGUCAGCCCACCAUUGAAAGCAGCCGUCUACACCAUAGACGGAUUCAUGAACAUGUUAAGAUCUAUUCGAGUUGAGUUGAGGAAAAAGUACAUGAAGCUUCAAAAAAAUGUCACUAAAACAGCUUUCUGCUGUAUCGUGGAUAUGUCUCAAGCUUCUUUUAUAGAAUUCAUUAAUGCUGUUGACUUGGAAAAAAUGUGCUGCCAAGGCAAUGGCAUCAAAGUAAGACUUAAUAAAAUAAUUUCAUCUAUCAUGAGCAAGGUCACCAAGAAUGGCAUUGUCAAUCGUAUCUUUGAGCAAAGAGCUGGAGACCUCAAACAGAAGUUGUGGACAUUUGUGGAUGGGCAGUUUGAAUUCUUGUUCAAGGAACUGAACACAACACUCAAAAGUGGAUCUGAGACAUCGAAGAAUGGAUCAUUUGAAAAUAAAAAUGCAACUCUUAAAAGAAAAGAGACUGAAAGUGAGGUAGUGGAAAAAAAAACUUUUAACACACCAGGGCAUCUUCACAGGGCCAAGAUGUCAAAAGUUGACACAGGAAGUUAUGUCAGAGCGGCCCCUCCGAACAAUCUCCCUUGCCGGGGCCUUGGGAGCAGGGGUAAAAACAUCAAAGCUGUCAUGAAUGAAGAUGAUCAGCCGGCAAAGGUGGCAACAUCACAUCAGCCUCCUACUUCAUCCUCUGAAAGGUCUGUCCAUGAAGGUACCUCUGGAUCUGAGACUAGAAUAUCUUCCAAUGUCCAACAUCUCUCCCAUAAUGGAUCGACUCAGGACUUUGAAAUUCUCACCGAGCAGCAAACAACAAGCUUAACCUUCAACUUGGUCUCCGACUCUCAAAUGGGAGAGAUAUUCAAGUGUCUUUUGCAAGGGUCUGAUUUCCUUGAAUCCAGUGUUCCCAUAGGCAACAACACAAGUUGUCCACUCAGCACACCUCGAAAGGAAGGACUUCGAGGGGAGAGUUUGAUUGGGAUUAUGACCCCCAAUAAGACAACCCCAUCUAAAUUCAUCACAUCCUGGCCUUCUAUUUCCCCCUACAAGUUUGCUUCGAAUAACAAAAUGCUAGUAGACCCAGCCAUUCUUGAUGAGAGCUGCUUGUUAGAAGUUCCUUCUAAUUCUGAACCAUGCCGGCUUUCACUUCAGUCAACCGUAAUCCCUCAGAAAUCAUACUCUAUCUUGGCGGAAGAUCUAGCCGUGUCCCUUACCAUUCCCUCACCACUAAAGUCAGAUAGUCAUUUGAGUUUCUUGCACCCUGGAACUGGACAGCCACCGUCUUCCUCAAACAGUGUCCUGAGUGCCCAUUAUAGUGAAGACACUGUUCUUGAUGGAGAAGAUGCCACUGAGCAGGACAUACACCUUUCUCUGGACACUGACAACUCUAGUUGUGGGUCGUGUCCCAGCAGAACAUGGGAGGCCUCUGAUUCACCUGGUUUCCAAUUCCAGCCCAAUUUACCAAUGCAGGCUGUGGUAAUGGAGAGGUCAAAUGAUCAUUUCAUCGUGCGAAUAAGACGAACAUCAUCUGGCCCAUUUAAAAGUAAUCGAAAUGAAGGGAAAGCAGGACCAGUAUCAGCUGAAUGUCAAGAGCCAUUUCUCAAACCUAAUCUCACUCUGACCCAUGAAGACCUGGGUUCCACACCUGGAGAGACAUCGAAUAAAAUCCCAGCUAUAGUAGAUAAGUCCAGUAACAUUUCAGAUAAAGCAAUAGAAGCUCAACAGUCAAGCCAAAAAUCCUCAUCUGAAGGUGUUUGUGAUGAACAAACAUCCCUCAACAAUGAUGAGCAUGUUUCCAAAGAAGCAUGCAUUACUGCACAUGAGAAAAGUAGUGCAACAGAGAGUGAAACAUCAGAGGUGGUGUCAGGAAAAGUAAAGAGCGCCAUUCAGAGCUCACAUGCACCAGAGUCUGAAACCGAGAGGGUGUCAAGGAAAAGCAAGGAACACAGGUCAGCACCAAAGGCAAAGCACCAAAAAGUCAAGAAAUCUCAAGAUAAACAUUCCAAGUCUAGGCAUAAGAAAAGGUCAAAAUCCUCCACAGAAAAACACUCCAAAAUUGCAGUACCUCAGGUGUCCCCUAGCAACCUGUCUGCUAAAAAUGUAAUUAGGAAGAAAGGGGAGGUAGUGGUGACGUGGACCAGGGAUGAAGAUCGGGACAUACUCAUUGAGCUUAAAAUGAGGGGCACUUCACCCAAGACAUUUGGUGCUCUGUCAAAAAGGUUAAAGAAGUCAACAGAGCAGAUCGAGGAGCGAUUCUCUCAACUGAUGAAGCUGUUCAAGAAGAAAGGGAAAAUGGAGAAUUGAACAACAAGAUAGAACUGACUGAACUGGCAAUGGAUGCUAAAUCUCCAUAGGCUUCUAAGGCAGAAAUACAAUACGUUGAAUCUGAAAAUCAGUGUAUUAUUUCUGUUGAGUGUCACCUGUUUGAAAAAGCACUUAAGAAUUUUAACUUAACAAAAGAUCUGCAGUAAAUGAUAUAACCUGUUUAAGAGGCUUAUUUUUUUCUUCUUUGUUAACAUUCAGUGUUAUCAAAUGACCAAAAUGUACAUUUACUUUAGAGCAGACACCAGUUAGGCUACAAUUUUAUUACAUAGAGAAACAUUUGCAAUGUGGCCUGUUCUCAAUUUUACAAUCCCUGUCAAGGACAUAAACAGACACAACAAAGUAAAUAAAUGACAUAAUAUAAAUAAAUAAAAUAAGUUAAUAAUAUUUUCAGUGCAUAAAGCCCUGUACAAUGCCAUACAAUUUACCUGUUCCUUAUUUUGGCAAGUUGGCGAUUCCAAAAUGUACUACUGUUGCUGUUUAGUUUAUGCUGACAAGAUUUUUAUGCGGUUAAAUGAACAAAAAAAAUAUUUGAAGGACAUCAAGUUGACUUGCAGCAUAUGCAAUGCCUUUGAAACCCACCUCUGAAGACUACAAAUGCUUUUAAAUCUUUGACCUAAAUGCUAUAUAUUAUCUGCCAAUAGGUCUCAUGUUUAGGUCACUUAACCCCCAAAUUCCCUUUUGUUUUGUGAGUGAGGUUGGUGUUGGAAUAACAUGGCUGUAAAUGUAGAGGUGGAAAGAAUACUCGUUUGAUUGUUCGGUACACAAUUGUCAGAAUUUGAGUUUUAGAUCUUCCAGUCAUCCCAGAUGCAAUGUGAUAUUUUCAUAUAAAGAGUAACACGUUUUUGUUUGGUAGAUAAUGAGUAAGAGAAUUGUUCCUUUGUGUAUAUAUUUGUAAAGUGGAAUUGAACUGAAAGAUUUUUAUGUUUAAUCUCUUUAAACUAUUUUAUUUUUCUCAAAGAUAGAAAAUUAGAUGUGGAGAAAAUACAUUGUAUGUUGUUUGGAAAUACAUUUUGUAAAUAGCCGUAACUUCUGACAGAUCUCUUUUGAAAUAAAGCUUAUUUAUUUUAAA
Messenger RNA from Carassius gibelio (silver crucian carp), 7183 nucleotides. RefSeq names its product CASP8-associated protein 2. The coding region runs from base 217 to 6093 and encodes 1958 amino acids. Gene Ontology annotation, biological process: Fas signaling pathway; extrinsic apoptotic signaling pathway via death domain receptors. Gene Ontology annotation, molecular function: transcription corepressor activity. Lineage: Eukaryota; Metazoa; Chordata; Actinopteri; Cypriniformes; Cyprinidae. The transcript has 10 exons. Gene Ontology annotation, cellular component: PML body; mitochondrion. The record is from RefSeq and is a predicted model, not a curated record.